Messenger RNA from Rubroshorea leprosula, 2115 nucleotides. Lineage: Eukaryota; Viridiplantae; Streptophyta; Magnoliopsida; Malvales; Dipterocarpaceae. The record is from the annotation of a GenBank genome assembly.
UGCAAUUGCAAAGCUUGAAAUCCCUAUAAUUUUGGGUUUAAUCCGCAAGCAUCAGACCUCAAAUUCGCGAAGAUUCAGAUUUUCUCUUUCUCGACCUGAUGGAAGCCGAUGUCUCAAUUUUCUUCAAAAUCCCAACAUGAAUUUCUGAAUCUCUAUCAUAAGUGAAUAAAAUUCGGGUUUCGAAUUGGUUUUCUGAUACUUGAUUUGAUCGAAGAAGAUGGCGACCAUGAAUCAGGCUGUGCUGUUACGAUUUCUCUCUGUGUUGAGUUUUUGUUUCGUAGCUUCGGCGAACGUGGUGUUGAUUGGGAAUAACGUGACUCUUUCUUUCGAUGACAUCGAAGCUACUUUUGCUCCAUCAAUCAAAGGGUCUGGUGAGUGUGGGGUAUUAUAUUUAGCACAGCCUCUUGAUGCGUGCUCUGAUUUAACUAACAAUGUUGAAAAAGUGAAAAAUUCUAGUUCUCCAUUUGCAUUGGUCAUUAGAGGAGGGUGCAGUUUUGAGGAAAAGGUUAGAAAAGUACAAAAGGCAGGAUUCAAAGCUGCUAUUGUCUAUAAUAAUGAAGACGAUGGUGGCUUGGUUGCAAUGGCUGGAAACGCGGCUGGCAUCAAAAUACAUGCUGUAUUUGUUACCAAAGCUUCAGGGAAAAUACUCAAAAACUAUGCUGGGCGAACUGAUAUGGAGCUGUGGUUAAUCCCUACCUUUGAAAAUUCAGCAUGGUCAAUCAUGGCAAUCUCAUUCAUUUCCCUACUUGCCAUGUCUGCGGUGCUCGCUACAUGCUUUUUUGUACGCAGGCAUCGCAUAAGACAAGAACGUCCCAGAUCUUCUAAUGUCCGUGAAUUCCAUGGAAUGAGUAAACGCUUAGUGAAAGCGAUGCCUAGCCUGAUAUUUACUACUGUCUUAGAGGAUAACUGCACUUCAAGAACAUGUGCUAUAUGUCUUGAAGACUACACUGUGGGAGAGAAGCUCAGGAUUCUUCCAUGUUGUCACAAGUUUCAUGCGUUCUGUGUGGAUUCUUGGCUUACAACAUGGAGAACCUUUUGCCCAGUUUGUAAGCGUGAUGCAAGAACUAAUACAGGUGAUCCACCAGCUUCAGAAAGCACACCAUUGCUUUCAUCCAGUCCUGCCUCAGUGGAUUCAUCUGCACUGUCAUCUGUUAGAUCUUCAUUAGCUUCAUCAGCAGCCAUACACAUAGCCCCAGCAUCAUCACAGUCCCCUUCAGUGUCUCAUAUCCAUUCGUUUGCCAGCACUCCUUACAUCCAGCAAUCUCUUAGGUCCUACCGUCAUUCUCCUCCCAUCAGUGUUAGCAGAAGCUCGGUAGAUCUUAGGAAUGCAUCAUCACAAAGAUCUCUUGUUUCACAUAUGGUUUCAUCUGCCUCCUUGGGUUACCCAUCCAUCUCACCCCUUAAUGCAAGAUACAUGUCUCCAUAUCUUCCAAGCCCAAGCAAUGCCUCACCAAGUUUAGCUAGCACUUCUGGUCCUCGACAGCGUCCACUUCAUUGCAGCGAGUCUGCUUCAAGUUUUUCUCCUUUUGCCUCUGCUCAUUCUCUUCCAGAGUGUUAAACUAACAAGUGAUAAGAUUUGCCAUGUCAAACUACAUAUGCUAAAUCAUGAUUGACUUGCAGUUCAAAUAUCUCAGAUCAUUGCGUCUUUGCUUGGGCAGUUGGAUUCUCAUUCAUAUGAUUGGUUGCCUUUUUAUAAUCAUGCUGGUGACUCGGUGCCUCCUGAUCUGUACGUUUUCACAUUCGAUGUGCCGUUUCCAAAGCGUGAGUUGGUUCCACCUGAUUUGUACAUUUUAGUGUAAGAUUCUUAUCGUGUCUUUAAUUCCCGAGUGACAUUGCUGUUGGAUGAGUUGAGGUUUCUUUCUUUCUUUCUUUUUCAUUCAGUUUCAGUGUAACAGCAGCUGGGUUUUGCUAUUUGAUUUGUGCAGAAGUCCCAUUGGUGGAAUAUGGUUGACCUCUAACCCUUGAGUUGUGUAGAAUCUGUAGCUGAAAAUCAUUUUGUCUGAAUAUGGUCUUUUAGCAUUUCUCCUUUGUUCUCAUUCUUCAUUUUUUAGAAAUUCUUUUCCAUUUCUACCAUCUUCUUAGAAAUUAACUUGUUAAUGAACGAAAAAUGUAUGG